Molecule: messenger RNA, 435 nt
Organism: Microtus ochrogaster (prairie vole)
Lineage: Eukaryota; Metazoa; Chordata; Mammalia; Rodentia; Cricetidae
Product: heat shock 70 kDa protein cognate 1-like
Exons: 2
Coding region: 1-435 (144 amino acids)
Source: RefSeq, a predicted model, not a curated record
AUGUUUAAGGGACCUGCAGUGGGUAUUGAUCUUGGCACCACCUACUCGUGUGUGGGCGUCUUCCAGCACAGGAAGGAGGAGAUUAUUGCCAAUGACCAGGGUAACAGAACCACACCAAGCUAUGUGGCUUUUACUGACACGGAACGAUUGAUUGGGGAUGCUACGAACAAUCAGGUUGUGAUGAACCCCACCAACACGGUUUUUGAUGCCAAACGUCUGAUCGGACGUAGGUUUGAUGAUGCCGUUGUGCAGUCUGACAUGAAGCACUGGCCCUUCAUGGUGUGCACCCUCUCCUCCAGCACCCAGGCCACUAUUGAGAUUGAUUCUCUCUAUGAGGGAAUCGACUUCUAUACCUCCAUUACCCGUGCUAGAUUUGAAGAGUUAAAUGCUGACCUGUUCCGGGGCACUCUGGACCCUGUAGAAAAGGCCCUUUGA